UACCAAACGAAAGAAAAAGCAUUCCUGCGGCGUUGUCGAAUUUUUCCCGUUGGCUUGAACGUGUCGUGUGCGCGCUAGUUUCGAACGCAAUUUUUUCAAACAAAAGGUGAUUUCAGAAAAACUCCCAUCAAAAUGGACUGCGGAACAUCUCUGGCCAAAUACAUACUCUUCAUAUUCAAUACCAUUGUGUCGGUUAUCGGCAUUCUGAGUAUUGUUUAUGGCGUGCUGAUCCUCAGGAGCAUUGGCACCAUUGAGGUGAAUGGACAGGUGGGCUUCCCCCCGCAGGCCCUCAUGCCGAUCGUGCUGAUUGGCCUCGGGUCGAUUGUCGUGUUCAUCUCGUUCCUGGGCUGCUGUGGAGCGAUACGUGAGUCGGUGUGCAUGACCAUGAGCUAUGCCGUCUUCCUGUUGAUCCUGCUGAUCCUGCAGCUGACCAUUGUGGUGCUGCUGUACACCAACAAGGACAAAUUUAACGAUGCCAUGGGCAAUGUAAUUGACCAGGCCUGGGAGUCGCGUGAGGCCCGUGAGGGAGGUGUCUUUGAUGCCAUCCAGAAAUCGUUGAAAUGCUGCGGUCGUGUUUCUUCGGCCGAUUAUCUGAUCAAUCUGCAGACGCUUCCCGAAAGCUGCUGCGAGGGAAGCUGCCUGAACCCUGCUAACAUUUAUGGAGGAUGCCGUGGCAAGUUCGUCGACUUUAUGUCUGUCAGCACUGACACCGCCAAAUAUGUUGCCAUCGGACUGAUUGGAGUUGAGCUGGUUGGCUUCAUCUUCGCCUGCUGCUUGGCCAACAAUGUGCGCAACUACAAGCGUCGGAAUGCAUACUAAGGCAUUGUGCAUUGCAGACGCACAUAACACUUACACACACACACACACACACAUUCUCAUUAAUUCUUUAUCGUCGUUGAACGCACACUCACACACAACAAACUUGAAAACUGAAGCAAAGUAGAAGGGGAAAAAACACUUUAAAGUAAACCAUUUGGUUGAUAAUAAUUAAAUUAUUUGUCAAAAAAAAAAAAAAA
Molecule: messenger RNA, 1016 nt
Organism: Drosophila obscura
Lineage: Eukaryota; Metazoa; Arthropoda; Insecta; Diptera; Drosophilidae
Product: 23 kDa integral membrane protein
Exons: 5
Coding region: 133-819 (228 amino acids)
Cellular component (GO): membrane
Source: RefSeq, a predicted model, not a curated record